AUGGUCAUCUUCCUUGCCAUGGCAGGAUCUAUCUAUCAGAAUCUUGCGUUGCAGAAAGUGACGCAGGCUAUGCCUACUCUCAGUGCGGCUGAUAUCACGAAUCUGGUUGCUGGGACGAGUAGUCACACUUAUAAGGCGUUGUCGGGGGAGGAGAGAGAUUUGGUUACGCCGCAGAUUACGGAUGCGAUGAGGGAUGUUUGGUUGUUCUUUUUGGUGGCUGGGGUAGUGAGUUUUGUGCUUACUUUGGGGUUGGGGGUAAGUUAUCUUCUUUUAAGUGUUUUUGGGAUCAGGAAAGGAAUAUAUGGGCUGACUGAGGACUAG
Messenger RNA from Aspergillus oryzae RIB40, 321 nucleotides. RefSeq lists its product as uncharacterized. The coding region runs from base 1 to 321 and encodes 106 amino acids. The transcript is spliced from 2 exons. The record is from RefSeq and is a predicted model, not a curated record. NCBI's taxonomy places the organism in Eukaryota, Fungi, Ascomycota, Eurotiomycetes, Eurotiales, Aspergillaceae.